UAUUUACUGGCGACAGUCGAUUGACUUCUGCUUGAAGUUGUGAGCAUGAUCAAAUGUGCGAUGCAUCUUGCCAUAUUGCAUCCCACCAAAGCGCAGACCCAGUGACAUAUGGCUGGCUUAGGUUAGGUCCGUCUUGCCUGUGAACCCCAUUGACCAGGUGUGACCUAGCAGGUGUCUGGGUUACAAUCGGACAGAAUUCUUGGAGUGAAAGAUGGUGUCACAAAAGUUUAUGGAUAUUUUGUACCAGCAGCCAGACUACACAAACCCUGGUACAAGCAGUAGUUCUGCCACUACAGACAGUAAUGAGCAAAACUCAUUGCAAAUCAUAAAGAAAGAUGAUAGUCACAUGAUAAUGGCCAGCACCAGCGAUAACUUCAUUAUAGACAAUAGUGUUCUGGAGCCAUUAACAAUUCUAAAGGAAGAAAAUGAAGAUAUGAAAAUGGAAGAAAAUAAAGAUAUGAAAAAGGAAGAAAAUAUAAAAAUAAAGGAAGAGAAUGAAGAUAAUUAUGAUGAUUUACAUCUAUUUGACACAGAAAACAAAAAAAAAUGCACAAAUGACCACAUGUUAACAUCAUAUAAGGCUACAGAAGAUGAUAAUAAAAACUUACCCAGGCCUUGCAUGUCUCCCUCAUCCCAUGUCAAAGAUAAGGAAGGUCUCCGCCCUCCCAGCAAGCGAAUUAGAAGAGAAAAAAUUAUAUUUGAUCCCUCAGAGACCUCCAACCAUGUGCAAAGGAAUCACAGAAGGAAAAUACCAUCUGAAAUCAAGGAUUUGUCUUGUAUUUCAGGUAAAAGCAAACAAUGUACUGAGAUUCCAAAGGAUGCAAUAAAUAAAUACAAAGACCAAAGGGAUCGAGACCUACAUUGUGAAUACUGUGGGAAAUACAUGCAAAGAUUAGAUUACUUACGGUUACAUCUCAUGAAGCACACAGGUGAGACUCCAUAUAAGUGCCCACAUUGUAAGAAUGCAUAUCGUGCACGUUGGCGUCUUAACCAGCACGUUCGCACCCACACCAGAAAUCUGCCCUAUCAUUGCCCCUACUGCUGCUAUCGAGGUAAUAGAUCUGACUACCUUACUUCUCACAUAAAUAGGAUACACAAGAACCUGCGGAAAGAGGACAGUAAGAAGCCAAAGAAAAAGGAAAUUGCUAAUGAUAAUGAAGAAAGCAAAGUUGACACAAUUAAAGAAGAAAAAUUUUCAGAAAGUGAACUUGAUGCAGUAAUUAAAGAGGAAGAGGAAUUCUCACUAUCUUACUUCACACAUGAAGAAUGCACAAGCAACAGUUGAUGAACGACUAUAGAAAAAAAAAAGUUAAUAAUGUGUAUAAAGAAAACAAGUUAUGUUGAUCUAGUGAUAGAACCAAAAAGACAUGACACUAAGCAGCAGUCUUUUUCUGCACGUCAUACUGGAAAUUGUCAUGAAUAAGAAAGGGUCAUGAGAUGAGGCUUUUGUAGAGACAAAUAUUCUUAAUGUCAUAAAUUUACAAACAAGACAUGCUGAUAGCCUGUAAAAUACUACAAAAGCCCGCAGGUUUCAGCAUGCAAGAACUAAUGCCUAAAUGGCAAGCAACACAAUAGUGCGCAUAUUGGUGGACCAAUGAGCAAUUUAUAUGUGUGUAAAAAGGAUUCCUGCCUUGAAUGAAAUAGAAGUGUGGGAAUCAGAACUACUCCAUGGCAGUAUUCCUUCCCCAUUACAGACACAGUAGAUGAAGGGUUUUCAGCCUUAUCAUAAUGCUUAGAUAAAGGCUUGUUUCCACUCCUAUACAUGCUGCAGACAUGUUAAGGAAAGGCCGAAUGAAGGGACUCAGAAAAGAGCUAGAUAUUGAAGUUUAUUUUGAUAUGUGUACCAGUACAGAGCACCAGUUAAAAUAGUACAGGACAGUUGGACACCUUUCAUGUACAACCAUAGCCAUAACUAAAUGCAGCAACCAAGUGGCUGAAGAAUGCCCACGUGGUUCCUAUCAGCCUUAUCUUUUAUCAUGAUUGCAUCAAGGAACUGGGGGUGGGGGGUGGGAUGGGACAGCUUCCAGCUGUGCAAAGGCAUCAUUCAAAACUCCUGUGUGCAACACCACAGGUGGAAGUCAACAAUCUAACCCUGCAAAAUAGAAGAGGAAAUCAUCAGAGCCUCCAAAAAGAAGAAUUACAGUAUAAAUAUCUGUUCAUGCUGUUGGCCAUGAACAUGGAAGGGAAAAAAAAAAAAAACAAGGGCAGUCAGUGAGUGGAGAUAUUGUUUUUCCAUCUUUAGCAAUGUACAGUUCUAAAAAUGUAUUUGCAAUUCUGCCAGUAACACCUUCAUAAAGCAAAAGAAUGAGUGUUUUUGUAGCUUUUGUUUCUUAAUUUUAGUUUAAGAAUUAAGGUAAAUAUGACAGUAAGAAAAGAAGAGUUUCUUUAAAACCCUGUCUGAGAUAAUAAUCCUUACCAACACAACCAUCACUAAUGAAUUAAAGAGUUCUUUUGUUUUUUUAUAGGAUCCAGAAAUUAUAUGAAUAUCAUUAAACUUCACAUAGUAAGUUGUAAAUAAAUUGUGGCCACACAAGACACCACUUGGAAGACUAUAAUAUCUGUAAUUGGUGGCUAGAGAUAUUGAAAUGCUGAGUUUAGCAAAAAAAAAUCUUUUAUAUGUUGACAGUUUGGAGGAGUAUAAUAUUUUUAUUUCCAAUAUAUCUGUUAAAAUAGUGUUUUCAGAUAAUCUAAAAUAUUCAGUGAAUGAGGAAUUAUUGCUGAUGGAUUUUGUCACCAUAUGUAACCUAUUUUUAUUUGAAUUAACCUACUUGCUUCAAGGUCUCUUGUAUAUUAUUAUGGUGACAAUCAUUUUGAGAUAAAUGUAUAUUAUUAUCAUGAAGAAUAAAUCAAUGAAUUAA
This is a messenger RNA of Scylla paramamosain (green mud crab), 2858 nucleotides long. RefSeq names its product zinc finger protein 26-like. Lineage: Eukaryota; Metazoa; Arthropoda; Malacostraca; Decapoda; Portunidae. Bases 212 to 1285 code for a protein of 357 amino acids. The transcript is spliced from 2 exons. The record is from RefSeq and is a predicted model, not a curated record.